Symbiodinium sp. CCMP2592 is the source of this 674-nucleotide messenger RNA. The record is from the annotation of a GenBank genome assembly. Lineage: Eukaryota; Dinophyceae; Suessiales; Symbiodiniaceae.
GACGGUGCAUCCGAGCAACGAUUGGUAUUGCUGGGAAGCCGAGCUUCGCCCCUCGCGACUUGAAGCGAAUUGGGCAGGGGCCUUUACAGGGGGCUCAUUUGGUCUACUGGCUGCGAUAUCCGAGUGCCUACCCAUUCCAGCCGCCGAAGUUCGACAGUUCUGCGCGCUUUGUCGGUUUCCCGGUCACCUGGGACGAGGUUGAGGUGGGUUGGUGGAUUUUCCUCAUCCCGGCCAGCAGUCAAGAUGGCCGACGCUUGAAGGGCAGGGUCGCGCAGAAGACCGCCGAGGAGCUGAAAAUUUGCUUCCGAAGGGACGGAUCGGACGAAGAGGACGAAGAGGAGCGCCUAUCUCAGGAAUGGUGGAACUGUCACGACCUAGUGCUGGGGUGCAGUGCAGAGGCCGUGGUUCACCAUCCAUUGCUGAACGCAGGAGGCGGCGCCUGCUCUUGUGGCAUCCGGGAUGUUUGGAGUCCGAGCAGGUCGUUCGCGCACUGUUUGGCGUUCCUGCGCAUCGCCGUGGAGGACCCAAAAGACGGCCAGAAGCCGGUGCCGCGCGACGGGACGGAAGAGAUGUGCUUCUGCAGCUACGACGACGAAGUCUCUUCGCAAUACGCGCACAAUCCGACGGCCUGGCUUUCCAAGGUCGCGUGGGGAGAGGUCUACGAAUCCAUCGCU